AUGUUAUACAGAUACAGAAGUCAUAGAAAAUAAAUCAUUCUUGAAUAGGUUAUCAUUAUUUAUUAUUGCUGUUACCAAUUGUUUCUAAGAGGAGCACCUGCUAUUUGGUUUAAUAUAUUUUCACUUAAGUUAGAAUAACAUCUUGCUUAAUAUAUAACUUUAUUAAUUGUAUUCGCAUUCACAUGUGCAUAAAUACAACCAAUGGUUGAGAUUACUUUCACUUAAACAAUUUUAGAAUAAAUAAUUCUUAUUCUCAUAUUUCUUUACUCUAAAUACAAUUUCACAAAUCUUAAAAAACAAACUCAAAAUUCAAUACUCAAAUAAAUCAUCAGAAAUGUGCGAUAUUAUGCUUUUGAUUAAAACCAAAAUGAAAUUGAUGGAGAUAAUAAGUUAUAAUCUCACUAAAUCUUAAUCUCUAACGCUACAUUAUUUUCAUCUCGCUCUGAGAGUCAGAAAUUAUAGUAGCAAAUAAGAAAGGAUCUUAAAAUCAAAUGUUACACAGUAUAACAAACAGAAAUAGCAUAAGAAUCUUAAAUAAUGGCUUCAAAACCAUCAGUUUUCGAUUCAUUAGGAGGUUUUCUUGAAUUCUAUUCUAAAGAUAAACAUUAAAUUAAAAACAAAUUAAUUGUAGCCUCUGAAUUUGAUGAAAUUUCUGGACAUAAACAAUAAUAUACAUUGUAUAUACAAUAAUUCAAAUAUAUGAUGAAAACUUAUACUUUAGUAGCAUUUGUAGGUUUAGAAGAUAAAAUACCAUCAAAACAAACCAAAAAUAUUGACAAAUUCAAAUUGAGUUUAUCCAAAAUAUUUACUCACAAAUUGAAAACUCCCUUAAAUACUACACUAGGCUUUUUAUAAGCAAUUGUACUAGAAAAUAACACAAUAGAUGAAUAAGUGAAGGCUAGUUUUUUGAAGCCUGCGUUCAUUAAUUCAAAAAUCUAAUAUUAUUAGGUGUAGGAUAUUUUAGAUUAUGUAAAUUCAAAUAAUUUAGCUACUUAUAAAAUGAGUAAGGUAAAUUUACAUAAGACAUUACAAUUAAUUUACGAUAUGAUCGAAUUGCAAUGUAGAGCCAAAUAGAUCUAGGUAAUUUUCACAGUCAAUUCUAAGCCAUUUGAUGUAAAUGAAAGGUACUAAAAUUUUUGGAAUAUAUAAUAGAGCAAUAUAUUUAACAACUGAUUAAUUAAGAUUGGAGCGAAUUCUAUUCAAUUUAUUGAACAAAUCUUAUAGACAUACAUAAAUUAAGGGUAAAAUAUAAUUAAAUGUUGAUGUAUUGUCUGAAAAUAAUUAAGUAUAAUUUAAAAUAAAUGAUAAUGUAUAAGGAUUCAAAUAAGAAUAGUUUGAGUAAAUAAAUAACUUUGCUCGUUUAUAAAAUAAAUGUAUACAUGGAUUUCGUAAUUCUAUAGUAAAAGGAUCGACUUUUAAAUUUAGUCUAACACUAUAAAUAACAAAUAAAUUAAUUUAUUUUCUAAGUGAUUUUUAAUGUUCUUUACAAAUUAAUCAUGAUUUAGAUGAGGGAGCUAGUUAUUAAUUUUUUAUCAGUCUUAAUUGCCAAUAAUUAGUUAUGCCCAAUUCUAAUGAUAUAAGUUAAAAGAAUUUAAGUAUCCAAUAGAAGAAUUAAGGUUCAUUUAAAUAACAUUUACCUAAUCAUAUUUCAUUGUUUACAAAAAGUUAGAUAUAAUCGUAUAAAUUGAAUUUAUUUUUUUAAGUUAGGAUAAAGUCUUAGAGGAAUUUGAUAUUGAGGAAGAACCUUUAGCAAAUAAGCCACUUUAAUUAAGUACGUUAAUCACAUAGAAUCCUACUAAAGGUCUAAUAUUUUAGAAUCAUCCUAUCUAAUAAAGUAUUUUUCCUUUUCAAAAAUCCGUAUAUUAAAAAGAAAUAAAUGAUAAAUCCCUAACAAUAUCAAUUGCUUUUGACCAUUCAUUUAAUGUGAAACGUGCAUCAGAUUCAAUAGAUAUGAGAUAGGAUAUGAAUUAAACUAUUAUGUUAGUUGAUGAUGAGCCAUUUAAUCAUGAUACGUUAAAGUUAAUGUUAAAGAGUUUAGGAUUCAAAAAUUUUAUUAGUGCUUAUCAUGGUUAAUAAUGCAUAGAAUUAGUCAAAAAACAUUACAGGACUAUCAAAAUUAUCUUCAUGGAUUUAGAUAUGCCAAUUAUGGGAGGAUUAAAAGUAAAUUAAUAUAAACAUAUUUAUAAAGGCUACAAAAUUACUUAUAUAAAAAAUGUAAGAUGGGGAAAUCGAUUUUAUUCCAAUUGUUGCUUGCACAGCACAUGAUGAUAAAGAUACGCAAUAGGAAUGUAAUGCAGCAGGUAUGAUAUGUAUCAUUACAAAACCUGUGUUUAUCAGAAGUUUACAAGAAACAUUUUUGAGAAUUAAUGAAAUCAAAAUUAAAUCUCAAAAUUUUAUCUUUGGAUAAAAAGGAAUUUCUUCAAGUAUUAAAUGA
Molecule: messenger RNA, 2434 nt
Organism: Paramecium sonneborni
Lineage: Eukaryota; Ciliophora; Oligohymenophorea; Peniculida; Parameciidae
Source: the annotation of a GenBank genome assembly